Theileria orientalis strain Shintoku is the source of this 813-nucleotide messenger RNA. Its product is annotated as fibrillarin. NCBI's taxonomy places the organism in Eukaryota, Apicomplexa, Aconoidasida, Piroplasmida, Theileriidae. The record is from RefSeq and is a predicted model, not a curated record. The coding region runs from base 1 to 813 and encodes 270 amino acids. The transcript is spliced from 4 exons.
AUGAGCUCGAACGAAUUUCUUAGUAUAAAAAUAUCCGUAGACGACUCGGAGAAUCGCGAAGCGGCGGAAAGAAAUCUCGAAAACUUAGAUUUCGACGCCCAAAGAAACUUAGUAGUUAACUUGAUAACGUCUAUGAACGAAGAUGUAAGGGAGCGAGAUAAAGUGAAGAGAGAUAAGUCAUCACACCCACUCCUGCACAUUAAGCUGUCCACGAGACUGGAAUCGCAGCUAAUAUCCGCAAUGAAUCACAUGGAAGUGCUGAAAAAAAUAAACACGAAGCUGCAGUCGAACAAGAAAAAGAAGCUAAAAUACACAGACGGAGAGCUGAUGGCUUUCGAAGACACAAUCAACAAUCUGAACGAAAACCUUCUGAAUCUAGAAAACGCAAUACGCUACAGAUCGUCGACAGUAAAAAAGUCAAAGGUAGAUUUAAAUUUAAAAUCAGUGUCAUUUGACAAAGAGGCCCUGACAAUGGAGGAGCAGAACUACGUCGCAGAGUCAAUAAAAAGGUGGAACGAGAGAGACCAGGACUUUGACAAUCAGUUAAAGGAAAUCGGAGAAGCAGUGGACAGAAUAGGAGAGGUGGCAAUUAACAUCGGAGCACGAGCUCAGGAGCAAGCGAAAAACGCAAUAAAUACAGUAACGCAAGUGGAGAACACAACAAAGGGGAUCUCAGAUGUAACCCUGAAGAUAAAGAAGCUGCUGGGCAGACAGAGGAUGAUGGAGUGUUACGUGCGAUUCAUACUCAUAGUGCUCGUGCUGGUGCUGGCAGGAAUACUGAUGUACAUGGUUAUUAAAAAAUUGAGACACUAG